This is a messenger RNA of Mytilus trossulus (common blue mussel), 9281 nucleotides long. RefSeq names its product 5-hydroxytryptamine receptor 1-like. Gene Ontology annotation, biological process: adenylate cyclase-activating adrenergic receptor signaling pathway. The record is from RefSeq and is a predicted model, not a curated record. Lineage: Eukaryota; Metazoa; Mollusca; Bivalvia; Mytilida; Mytilidae. Gene Ontology annotation, molecular function: G protein-coupled receptor activity. The transcript is spliced from 3 exons. Gene Ontology annotation, cellular component: plasma membrane. Bases 1326 to 2735 code for a protein of 469 amino acids.
AGAUGCGACUAUUUAGGAGGCAAUCAGCGUGAUGAGUUGGUUAGAAACUUCACAAACGAUCCGUGAGAGGAUUAUACAAUUCACACAUUUCAAUUGAAAUGGAAAUAUAAAAAAGUUAACUAAUAAACAUUCUACAAAUGAAAUCAAUAUCUUGAUGUAUUCUAUAAGUUACUAUACAUCAGUAUUAAGGCAGUCCGUAGAUUAAUUUGAGUUUGAGAGACAUUGUUUACCGGUACUGAUGCUGUUCAGUUUGUCAUUUGAAUUCCUCUCAAGAUGAUCAAUUUCUUCCAUUGAUCGAUCGUCAACUGACGAGUAGCGUUUGAAUAUUAACAAAAACCUAGCGUAACUUCACUAAAAUCCUCACUCGCUGCCAAACGAGGUUAUUUUUAUCAGGAUGUCUGAGAAACCUUACAUGAUGCUUUAUGUGUGUUAAGUGACAAAACAGAUUUCUUUGUUGGUGAUAUAACAAUUCUUUUUUUCACUUCAGGACGAACUAUAGUUAACAACCAAAGGUAAAGCUUUAGUAAGAAGUUAGUUAUAUACUGUAUCCCUACACUUAUCUAUCACGAUGAUCACCAUAGGAAUAUUAUAAACUAUUCAUAGGACGGACAAAUUCACAUACAGUUAUGCUUGAGCAAUCACGAUACGUUCAUCGACCGCUACGUUCCUAACUGAAGAAAUAAUUUUAUUUAGUGAACGAAAGGAUUAAGUGAAUUAUGGGUUUAUAAUAUCAUUUGUGAAUAUGUUGUAAACGUGGGUAAAAAUGGCAAUACAUAAGAUGUAGACACACGGAAAACUUUAUAUUAAAGGUGAAUAGAAGUUCUCUUCGAGUGCAACUAUUAAAGGAUGAAUUAAAGUAUAUAUUAACAGGGAUUAUAUCAAGAGGAUUAUCGUUAUUGCAAACAUUUUUAAUUCAGGGCUGAAUUAUAAUACUAAUGACCCUACUGUGUUACAAACGUAUCCAAACUAUACCAGGUGGAAUAUAAGUGAACGAAUCAUCCAAUACAAUAAUUGAAAGUUCUAAAGACAAAUAUUGUUAUCUAAACGACUAAGCUGUGAUUCUAUCUUGCAUAUAGGAGCCAAUACUCGAGUGCAUACAUCAUGCAUACGGCACAUAAUGCGUCAAUUUUCCUGAAUUGAUACACAGAUUGACAUACAAAUCAAUAAUUGUAGGUGUGUCAGUAUCUUUUGUAACCGUCCGAAUUGAUUCAAAAUUUAUCACGAAAGAUGUUUGAAACAAAUAUCAGAUGCGCCAACGAUAUUCUUAACAUGGAGUGCGUUGAAGUAUAGGAAACCAAUCAUUACUUAUAUUUUCUUCCGUAGAAAUGAGUGCAAACAUUUCGGAUAGUAUAUCAUCGUACGAUAUAUUGCCGAUUUUCAAUAGUAGUAGUGAGUUUACUAUCGGACACAUUGGCGAUAACAGUUCUUCAAUACCUCCGAAUACAUCAGGAACUAAUUAUUCUUCUGACGACCCGCCAAUAUCUAUUUACACGCCAUGGCAGCAGGCACUAGUGACGUUAGCACUUGCGUUAAUGGUUUUAGGCACAAUAGUUGGAAAUUGCUUAGUGUGUAUAGCCGUUGGAAUAGUGAAAAAGCUUCAAACACCUUCAAAUCUUCUCAUUUUAUCAUUAGCCGUGUCGGACCUCUUAGUUGCUGUAUUAGUGAUGCCAUUUGUAACCACAUACCAAGUGCUGAGCUAUUGGCCGUUCGGAAAUGUGAUUUGUGAUUUGUUUACUUCUUUAGAUGUCAUAUUGUGCACAGCAUCCAUCCUUAAUUUAUGUAUGAUUAGUGUUGAUCGAUAUUUUGUAAUCACACGGCCCUUUCAAUAUGCAAUGAAACGAACACCAAAAAGAAUGGGCAUAAUGAUUGCCGGUGUAUGGUGUUCCUCUGUGUUGAUAUCUCUUCCACCUUUAUUUGGAUGGAAAGAAGACCCGCCUAAAUGGCAUUGUAUUAUCAGCCAGAAUAUAGGCUAUCAAAUCUAUGCAACUUUAGGUGCCUUCUACGUUCCACUUUUCGUCAUGUUGGCAGUUUACUACAGAAUAUGGAGAGUAUCUUCUCGAUUAGCAAAAAAAGAAAGUACAAAUCAGCUUGGCAGUAUUGACAAAGGCCAAAGCAAUGCCCAUUACUCAAAUAGAGUAAAGACGAAUUCUGUUGAAACGGGAUGUACUGUUUUACCUAACGGUAACGUAAGAAAUGGUUGCCAUAGUGAAAAAGAUGAAGAUGAAAGAGUAGAAAUGCUUGCAAAAAAUAGUGCUUCAAUUCAAAGACGUAGAUUUACAAUUAAAAGUAUUUUACCAAAAGGUCGUAGAUCAUCUGGGCAUAAAGAUUCGAAAGCCAUUAAAACACUAGGAAUUAUAAUGGGUGGAUUUACGGCGUGUUGGUUGCCAUUUUUUAUUCUUGCCGUUAUUAGACCAUUCGUAGGAGAUAACGACAUUCCAAUCCACAUGAUAAGUGUCUUUAAUUGGCUAGGAUACUUUAAUUCAUUUCUGAACCCAGUGAUCUACGCAAGGUUCAACAGGGAUUUUCGAACUCCUUUCAAGGAAAUUUUAUGCUUGCGUUGCAAGGGAAUUAAUGUGAGAAUUCGUUCAGAAAGCUACGUCGAGCAAUAUGGACCAGAUCCUAGAUUGAGAGAUUGUUUACGACCUCCUACCUCCUCGGUUGUUCGAUACGACAGUCAAGGUCGCACGGAAGUUCAUUUAGGAAAUGGUUCGACGCCUUCUGAAAGUAAAGUAUGACGAACCAAAACAAUCUUAAUAAAGCUUAUACUCUGUCUCCAAAGAUGACACCUGCAUGCAUUAAGAAUGUCGGUGUUAUCGACAAGUUCAUCGACUUCAUGUACUGUGAUAUAAACUGACGAGAGAUUUGUAAAUUGUUAUUUAAUGACUUUUUUGUGACCCAAAAUGUAGUUUUGGGCUCAUUGUAUAUUUAAGAAGCUGUGAUAAAACUUGCUAUAAAUACAAUAGAGAAACUCAUUUAUGUUCUUCUAUGUACGACAGAAUAUGGUAUACAUUAUAUGUUAGCAUUUACAGUAUAGGUAAAAUACAUUUUAUACGUUUGAAACUGUGCUGACGUCACAGCGGAUUAUAAAUCCCUUAUUUAUAUACGUACAUUCUCUGUGAUUUUUACGGUUAUAUUAAUUUCAACUUGGAAACAAUAUCGUUUUGUUUUUGUUUUUUCAAUUGCCUCCUGUUUUCAAAUAUUUGUUUCUUAAUUCUGUUUUGAAAUUAUCAGCUAAAUUAUUAGAUAUUGUUUUAUUAGGCUGUAAAAUUUUUUGAAAAUAAACUUAUUAUCGUUAAAUUAUGUACAGUUUGGUGAAACCAAAUUAAAUGCAUUGAUACAAAUAAACGAAGAUUCAAGAUUUAAUUACACUGUAACGACGAUUUUGCAGGUUAUCUGUUUAUUUAAAGAAUGAAAAAAAUAUCGAGUUUUAUCCGUUAACCGUUAUAUUUGUUCAGACAUUUCAUAAUCAUGUACGUCUGACUUAAUCUGGUGCUAAGUGUUAUUAUAAAGUAGAUAUUAGGAGGCAAUUGAUUCAUUUCAUUACAAUCGCUACAAAAUAGACGACGAGAUAUGAAAAGUUAUUAGAUUUGAUUUCAUGUAAGAGACUUCAGAUAUGAAAUUAUUACUCAUAUUUACUUCAUUCAAAUAAUUGAACUUUUUUUCCUAAGAGAUUGUCGCUUUUUGCGUUUUCAUAAUGUAUGUGGUUUUUUUUUUAAAGAAAAGGGAGAAAAAACAAGGAGAGAGACUCUUUUAGAUAUAAUUAACCUACUUAAGUUUGAGUAGAUUUAGAAGAUUCAGUUUGAUCUUACAAUUAGCACACUUUACAAAUAGGUUUUAAAUGUUUUUAUUUUUAUAUAAAAUUCAUUUGAAAAACCUCUUGCGGCAGAUAUUAUUCAAUUUUUACAAUAGAGCUUUGGUCAAAGUUCUUUUAAUAGGUAUGUCCUGCUGCUUUUAUUAGCACAUAUUAUAUUUGGCUUUAAAAAAAAAUAAUGCUUUUAAAACUAUAUAGCUUGAAGAAAUGAAAUGAUAACGCUGAAAGAAGUUCAAAUCGGCUUGUUAUUCAGUGCGUCUUUGUUGAAUUUUCAAUAAAUCAUAUGGAAAUAAAUCUUAAAAAUUUUGUGCUUCCAAAGGGGUUUAGAUUAACAAUAAUGUUUUAACAACAUGGAGAUGAAUCUCUGGGAAAAUACUGAAUUACUUUACUCUAGACUACACCAUACAUAUGACAAGUGUGUUGGGAAAGAACGUAGUUUGAGUUUAUAACCUAGCCGAUAUCGAUUAAACUGCACACGAUGCGAAUUAAAAUUUUACUGUCUUUUCAUCGACCCUCCAUGCCAUGAAAUAAAUAAAAAAAAACUUAUACAAAUUUGAAGAGCAUAUAUAUACAAAAGAAUAAUAUUUACUUCACCAGAUGUGCAUUUUGAUAUUUUAUAUGUCUUUGGUUAUUCUCAAGGUCAAAGUAUUUGAAAAUCCUAAGCCGAAUAUAAUCUUUCAAUAUUUGUUGUUCAUAAAGGGUUUUUGUUAAGUCAUAACUGGUCGUAAUUAAAAUUGUUGGUAAGAACAACGUGCGUUAAGUUUGUCAUUAAAUUUGUAAAAGUGUUUUUAUUCCAACCCUUAUUAUUACAAAAAGUGUAAAACAAUGUUAAUAAUUGAAACUAAGCAGGACUAAAUGUUUUUUAAGAUACAUAUGUAUUGUAAGUAAAAUUACAUGCAGAAAAGACACAUACUAUCAUAGUGUAAUGUCUUUGAAUCGACCAAUGAAGAACACAACACAUGUACAAGUCACUAAACACAGAAUUUUGAUUGAUGUGUAACAGUGUUUGUGUUAUUAUUUAAAACAUAGAAUAUAUGUAUGAGGGACGACAAUGCGAUUAAUUAUCACGGGUUUCUUUCUGUGUCGUUAAGUAUUAUAAAAAAAUAUCAGCUUAAUUUUUGGGUAUUGUCCAACAAGCAAAGUUUUUGUAAUAACUAUUAGCCAUUUACUAAUGUUAUUGUCAGCUCAGUCGAUUUAUAGCAUUCUCUUACGUAAUAAUGAAAAUAAAAAUUGUUAUAAAUAUGAUCAAAUAUGUAUAUGGUUCUAUUAUGAAAAAUUACUUCCUAACAAUGACUCCCAAAAAUGUCAGGGCUUCUUCUCAAUUUAACAACAGGGCAACAUACACUUUAUUAUUAAUAACUGAAACAUUCUUUCAUCUCUGAUCUACACUGUAUGUAAAACAGGUAAUACAUUUGUACAAGCAAAUAAGAAAACCAAUAAGGGGUUUCCUAACGUAGUGGAAAGGGGGACUUGGAAAGACCGUAAGUAUAAAAGUCCAUAUAUAUCACAUGGGCCUACAUUAUUUACCUUUUGCUUGGGAAAAUGUGUACAUCAAUUAAUUAUAACUGCUCGAAAGAAAAUCAAAUUUAAAAAAAAAACAUGGAUAAAUGUUUUGUCAUAAAGACCACAUAGUCCUUUUGUCAAUAAUUUCCUUUAGAUUUUUAUAGUUAAGACUUAUUGAUAUUUUAAUUUAUCUCUUCUUCAAACGUUAUAUAUACAGUGGUUAAUUCUCGCUUUAUUUAUAAUAUUAUGCACUGCAGAGAAACAAGAUAUUGCUAUGUGUGUUUCCUAGUAUAGACGUACAUGAAUAUGUUAUUUUCUUUUCAAUACAGUAUAAAUGUCAUUAAGGAUACAAAAAUUCCAAAUAUGUAGUAGUUUAGAUUAGCAUAAAAUUGUAAAAAAUCACAGAGAAUGGUUUAUUUUUAUUAUUUGUGUUGCAGCUAAGCUGUUUUAUUAAUUUUACUGCUGAUUAUUAGCAUGCAAUAGCAAAGACUUGUAAAUAAAUUAUCAUAUUUAUUUUCAUCAUCAUCCAUAGAACAAACAAGUUUUACAGAAAUUGCAUUUAUCGCCAUGUGGUAGAAAACGAAGUGGUCACACGUAGAAUCACAUUCCAUUUAUUUAAUUGAUGAAGACAUAAAAAAUUCCAAGAAAAUUCAAAAUCCAGUAUUUUUAUACGAAAAAAUACUCUUUAGUUAAAGAUUUUUAUGAUCAUCUUGCCUGCUAGUAUUUAUAUUUGAUAUAAUGUUAGUGAUGUACUGUUUAAGUUAUUACUUGAAUCCUAUGAAUUAUAAAUUAAACUCGUUAUCUUAAUUGAUUAAAUCCACUUAGUUUGCGAAAACUUGUGUACCAACUGAUACCAAUCGACUAAAAAUAUCAUCGAUUAAAGACUUAAAUAAUCUAAUGAGUUAUAAUUUAGACCCCAGGCAAACUAUCACCUAUUUUUAUUUCAUACGUUUUUAUAAAUUUUAUUUUUCGAAAUAAGCAUUAUGAUGUAAAGACACUAGAAAGAUCCUCUUUUCUAAAAUUUCAUUUGAUGCCAACAUUUCCUAAAUAUAUUGCAUGUUUAAAAAGUUACACAUAUGCUUGGUGAAACGUUAACUACUUUGUUGUAUAUUAUAUUUAUUUCUGUAAUAUUCUUCCUGAGCGAAAUUUUGAUUACAUUUGUGAAUUGUGUUAACUCUGUUAAGCAGUGAUACUGCUUUAGAAGACGGCUUUAGUAUAUCAAAGCUUUUUUGUUAAUUUUUCAGUAACAAAAGUAACCAGUGUUACUUGUGUAUUUGAUGUUAUUUUUGCUUGUUUGUGUGUUAAUUUGAAGGGACUGUUUUUGUUUAUACAUCUUGCCAUAUUAAACUUUUCAGUUAAAAGCAGAUAAAUGACUAAUUAUUACUGUUGAUAAGAUGAGGUUUUAUAAAGUUUAGUUAUGAAUUAUUUGCUUUGACAAGUUAUCAUAUUAUUAUUUUGUUUUUAAUUUUAACUACAUUGUAUACUGAGCAAAGGUAACUUCAGACAUAAAAAGGGUUUACAUCCAACUAAAUGUUAGGUAAACUGCCAGCAAACUUCCUUGACUAUUGCUCUCAUUACUUAUUCAUAUAAGAGAUAAUGGAACAGCUACUUUUUAAAGGAUGAUAUUUCGUUUGCUAAAAUGAAUCACCUGGUAAUUAAGAUAAAUGUGCAUGAAAGUUUCAAAAAACAAUUACAACUGUUAUUGGACCAAACAGUAAAUGAUAUGUUUUAAUUUUUAAAAAAAUCUGGAUUUGUUUCUGCAUUAUUUCCAAAACGUUUAAACCGAGAGGUCUUUUUUUGUAAACCUUUUAUUUUACUUAAGCUAUUAAGGUAUCAACGACAACAAAAAAUAAAAUAGUCUUUUUUUGUCAAAUGGUCAAAUAUGAAAUAAUACUAUACUCUUGAUACUAGGUUCUAUCAUAUAUAGUUCAUCUUUUUUAAUACGUUUUUAUCUUCUUUUGGGACAAAUAAGAUGGAAGAUUGCCCUGUCACUCAAUUCAUUGGCCUUGUGGACGUUAUGGGAGAAGAACGCGAGAGAUAUUCAAAAAUGUAUUUAAGGAGAAGACAUCUAUUGUGACAAAUACCUAUAUAAUUAUUUAGAACAUUUAUGUUGUAAUUACAACUGUUAUAAACUUAAUAUAAAUAACUAUUGAUUUUCUAGUUUGUAACAUAUACAUUCUAUAUUGUAAAAUAUUGCUCACUAUCAUUUCUAGUCGAUACCAUUAGAAACGUUGGUCACUUGCGUCAGUUUUUAUUUCUUCAUAUUCUCAGGUUUUUUCAUCUCAAAUCUAAAAAAAGUUUCACAACUAUGCACAUAAGUUAUCAAAAGGUACAACCCUCUGACUAAACUUAAGACUUUAAAUCUCCUCAAACGAAAUUACACAAAUAAAUAAAAUGAAUUGAUACCGCCAACGCCACCACAUACCUUAAAUAACAACAGAUUGUUGUUUUCUGUAUGUGCUUAUUAAAAAAAAAUAUUCCUCUACAAUUGUUUCAUAAAGCUUCAUGAAAGGAAUAAAAUUGUUCAGGCACAACUAUUUGGUAAAAAUUGUACAAGCCUAGUAGUUAUCCUUCAUGGUAUAAUGCAAACUACGCGACUGAUGGUUAACAUUUUGGAAAAUAAAAAAAAUGCAAAUUAGCGAAGCAGCAAAAUUAUUUCUGAUAAUGUAAGAAAUAAGUGAACAUUUGCAUUUUCCGAGAUGACUUUCGGUUAUGUCCUUUUGUACCCUUUCAGAGGGUUAAAAGGUGCACAUGUGAAACUGCACAUAAGUCCAUCUCAGAUUUACCUCGAAUUUUUGGUGGUUUUUUUUUUAAUAAAGAAAUCAAUAAGGUAAAACUAAAAGCAAACAAAUUCUAGACAAUUAUUUUUUAUCAUGCUGUUGUACCAAGCAGAAAAAUUCUGAAUUAAGAAAAUAAACCUUGUUGCCUCAAGCAAUGUAACUGCUGCUAUAUACUUAGUAGCCCGGAUGAUCAGUCAAUGUAUUAUAUUUCAUCGUGCAACUAUGUCUUCUGUUGUACACAUGACAGGUAUACAAAUACAAUUAUUGCUUUAUUUCUAUAGUAUACAAAUACAACCUUCUUGUAUCUGGUUGCCUUGUUGAACAAACGGUUGUUCUAAAAUUUUUGGGCGCUCUUCGCGGUUCGUAAUUGUAAAUGAAAAUAGUCGAAAACAACGGUUAGGAAUAAAAACAAAUAAACGUAGCAGUAAAAAGGUUAAAUUUCAGGAUAAAAAUUUUACAGUGUCAAAAGACAUAUAUUUAACUUUGCCCGCUUCGAAACAAAAAGAAUAGCUAGGCUAAGCUUCUGCUAGUUUUGGAUGCACGGAUAGAUACAAUUUAUAUUUUCUUCCAAUGUACAUUUGUUGAACACGUCUUCAUUGAUGUAUAACUGAUAAGAAAUCAUUUUUAAAGUCAAUUUUGUAAUUUUCUUGUUUGUGUUACGUCGAUCUCUUAAAUUGCCAUUGCCAUCGAAUUCCACUGGUAUUAGUCUCCUUCAUUUUCAGUUUUAUUUGCCAAAAAUUUUCUUUUUCCUACUAGCAAUCAAUUUAACUAAUAAGUCCUCUAAUACAUUCAGGAUUGUUUAUUUAUUGAAUAUUAACUCAUGAGUUACUCAUGCAUUGUAUAGACAGCAGUCUCAAUGCUUGAAAUUUUGCGCAGUGACAACGUGGUCUUUUUUCUGAGGAAAAUCUUCCCCUUCCUAUACAAAACUUAAGAUAUCGGUCUUUAUCAAAUUAGAUAGGAUACUAGUAGAUACUUUAAGUGUUGAUCGUUACCUACAAGUGAAGGUCAAUUGAAUCGUCUGGGCAUACUCCUUUAAAUUACUGCUGAAAUAUUAGCUGCUUGUAAACGCCUGUUGAAAUAAUAUUUUUGUAUAAAACAGUUUAGCGCAUUGUUGAUCAUAUAAUAACGUGAAUUUAGAGUUCAUAUGGUUCAAAGCAUAAUAAAUAUAUAAAUACUGAAGAAAGAGU